This is a messenger RNA of Wallemia ichthyophaga EXF-994, 2010 nucleotides long. Its product is annotated as Beta-glucuronidase. Lineage: Eukaryota; Fungi; Basidiomycota; Wallemiomycetes; Wallemiales; Wallemiaceae. Bases 1 to 2010 code for a protein of 669 amino acids. The transcript has 3 exons. The record is from RefSeq and is a predicted model, not a curated record.
AUGUCUUUGAGAACAGCAAGCACGCCGCUCCUAGGCGACAGAGAAAGAAGCAGUGCAGAAGAGAGUUUGAGAGGGAAGCAAAAGCGGAGGAAAUUCCUACGCUACAUCAAGAGCUGGGACGUGGCGAAACAUCCACCUACAAAUGCUCUCCAUCCACCCACACAGCCGUAUGCACCAGACGUGCAACUAAGCACGCCGUGGACGGACGACGCGGUGGCCGGGAAGGGAUGGCAAACGCAUCCGCGGCCGACACUCUACAGAAACGCGUGGAAAACACUCAACGGGAUCUGGACAUACUCACCAGCACACGCUGCAGACGAUAUCGCUCACCCGCCCUUUAACCAGACACUAAAGCGGCAAGUGCGUAUCCCCGCCUGCGCAGAGAGCGGGAUGAGCGGUGUAGGCGAGGACAGGAGUGAGUGGAUGUGGUACAAGACGCGUUUCGACGCGUUGGAAGCGGGUGGGAGUGAGAGUAAAAGUGAAACAGACACACGCGACCGCCACAUCCUCCAUCUCGACGCAGUCGAUUACGAGGCAGUCGUAUUUGUCAAUGGCGUCCAAGUCGCCGCUCACACAGGUGGAUACACGCGUUUCAGUGUGGAUAUUACUGAGGCGAUGAGCGUACGAGCGGAUGCAGAGGCACACGCACACCCACACGAGCUCAUAGUCUGGGUGAGAGACCCAACAGACUCGCUCGACGAAAACAUACCGCUCGGGAAGCAGCGCACUGUCGAUAUGCACAUGUUCUUCGCGAGCUGUAGCGGGAUAUGGCAGAGUGUGUGGCUCGAGCGCAUACCUCGGGAGUACAUAACGCAAGUUGCCGUGCAGGGCGACCAGUGGGGAGUGGUGCGCGGGGCUAUCUACACGAACAGCAACGAUACUGCGCCCGUACACUUGGAGCUGCAUGAGCAGGAGCAGCACUCGUCACGACCACUCGCAACCCACACCGUCCCCUCAAACACCCCUUUCGAAUGGUCUGUUGAGGGUGUGUCGCAGUGGAGCGUCGCCCACCCGCAUCUUUACACGCUCUCAAUCCACACAGACACAGACACCGCCGAUAGUUAUCUGGGUUUCCGCAGCGUUUCGAAAGGCAUGGUAGAUGGAGCACUCAAGCCACUCGUCAACGAUGAGUUCAUCUUCACUCUCGCCACCCUCGACGAAGGCUACUGGCCUGACGGUCUUUAUACGCCGCCAUCCGAGGGAGCGCUUCAAUACGAUAUUGGCUACCUCAAACGAUUGGGAUUCAGCGGGAUACGCAAGCAUAUCAAAGUCGAGCCAGAUGUUUUUUACUACAUGUGCGAUAAGAUUGGUAUGCUCGUUUGGCAGGAUAUGCCGUCUCUCAUGCACGAUCGCACUCCAACCGACGCGCAGAUAGCCGAGUUUGAGCGACAGAGCGUGGAGAUAGUGCGCACACACUCACACUUCCCCUCCAUCGUCACGUGGGUGCUGUACAACGAGGGCUGGGGGCAGGCUGAUGGCGGUGUAGAGGAGGCAUUGGUGGGGAAAGUGCUUAAUGUGGACAAGUCACGCUUGAUCGACGCAGCAAGUGGAUGGAAAGAUAAUGGGUUUGGGGACUUUCACGAUACACACCACUACAGCGAGCCAUUGUGUGGAUUGAACGUGGAGACGUCGCUGGUGACACCUCCCGAUGCACAUGCACAUGCACACAGGAUAGAGGUUAAUAUGGAGAUGGGCGGAGUCGGCCAUCUCGCACCAUCGCAGCACAAUUGGUUUGAUAUGCGCACUUAUAAAGACACUUACGAGAUAGCGGGGGAUGUACAGACGUGGAAUUUCCGCACACUGUCUAUACUGCGCGAGUUGAAGGAGCAAGUCUUGUUCACUGGGAGGUGUGCAGGUGCAGUGUAUACACAGACUAGCGAUAUAGAGAGUGAAGUGAAUGGGCUGCUUUCGUAUGAUCGCAGAUACAGUAGACCGGAUGUGAGGAGGUGGCGGGAGGCCAUUCGGGGAUUAUAUGAGUCGAGUGGGAGUAUUUAUAAAGUAAUGACGUAA